Magallana angulata is the source of this 1052-nucleotide messenger RNA. Its product is annotated as phenazine biosynthesis-like domain-containing protein. The transcript is spliced from 9 exons. Gene Ontology annotation, molecular function: isomerase activity. The record is from RefSeq and is a predicted model, not a curated record. Gene Ontology annotation, cellular component: cytoplasm. Gene Ontology annotation, biological process: biosynthetic process. Bases 135 to 1022 code for a protein of 295 amino acids. Lineage: Eukaryota; Metazoa; Mollusca; Bivalvia; Ostreida; Ostreidae.
UUAACAUAGGAAGAUGUGGUACAACCUACCAAUCACCAGACAAAACGUACGACUUGUUUAAAAUAUUUUCUUUUUACUGAAUAUCGAUCCCGAUUAAACAAGAAGAGGAAAUUCGAAAUAGGCAAAAUCCAGUCAUGGACAUUCCAAUAUAUACUGUUGAUGCCUUUACAAAAGUGCCAUUUGAAGGAAACCCCGCAGCCAUUUGCUUAGUGGAUCCAGAACAUGAUUUAUCUGAAGCACAGAUGCAGAAAGUUGCAGCUGAGAUGAAUUUGUCGGAAACAGUGUUUCUUCGAAAUAAAGAGAAAAAUGGAUCUUUUUCAAAAGGAAAUUCCUUUCAUAUUCGCUGGUUUACUCCAACCAAUGAGGUUAACUUGUGUGGCCAUGCAACUCUUGCUACUGCUGCUGUAUUAUAUAACGAGUUAAGAAAUCCUUCAUCGAGUGUGAAAUUUGACUCUUUAAGUGGAGAAUUGGUUGUCUCCAAGGACGGGAAUGGAUUUGUUAUGAACUUCCCUCUCAAUGAAACAAUUGUCCAGGACAAAGCAGAGUAUCACAAGUUGUUAGAAUUGAUUGUAUCUGUGGAUUGUGUAGAAAGAGUGGAAUAUUCCCCUCCCACCAAGAAACUACUUGUGAGACUUACAGACAAAAUGACAAGAAAACAACUAGAAUCUCUCACACCAGAUAUUUCCAGUAUGAUGGCUGCUGAGGUCACUGGGAAGGUGAAAGGUGUGAUUGUGACCUUGAAAGGAAGUACUGAGAAUGGUGCAGUGAGUUCUGAUGGGGAAACUUACGAUUUUAUCUCAAGAUAUUUUGCGCCCUGGAAUGGAAUCCCAGAGGACCCUGUAACUGGUUCAGCACACACAGUUCUAGCUUAUUACUGGGGAAAAGUGUUAUCCAAAAAGACUUUAUUUGCUCGUCAGUGUUCGCGGCGCGGUGGUGACGUCAGAAUGAGGGUCCUAGAGGGGGACAGAGUGGACCUUAUUGGACAGGCAGUUACUGUACUGAAGGGCGCCUUUAUUUUGUGACACAAAAUAAAAUCUAUGCUUAAGGGAUCA